Drosophila grimshawi is the source of this 2947-nucleotide messenger RNA. It is a transcript of the gene ALiX, whose product is annotated as programmed cell death 6-interacting protein. NCBI's taxonomy places the organism in Eukaryota, Metazoa, Arthropoda, Insecta, Diptera, Drosophilidae. Gene Ontology annotation, biological process: mitotic cytokinesis. Gene Ontology annotation, cellular component: endosome. The record is from RefSeq and is a predicted model, not a curated record. The transcript is spliced from 6 exons. The coding region runs from base 123 to 2642 and encodes 839 amino acids. Gene Ontology annotation, molecular function: protein binding.
CAGAUGAUGAGACACCGAGCAAAGCAGAGAACACCACAGAAGAUAAAUCAAGUUUUCGUCUGCUAAGCUAAAUUCGUCUGCUGUUUUUUUAAAAUAAAUUUAGUAUAAAUCAAACCAACGCAAUGUCCAAGUUGCUGGGUAUACCGCUGAAGAAACCGUCCGAGGUGGACAUUAUAAAGCCACUAAACAAUCUGAUACAAAGCACCUACAAUGGAGCCAGCGCCGAGGAGACGGCGCAAUAUGCGGAAGCAGUCAAUGAAUUUUCUAAGCAACGCAAUACGGCAAUUUGGAAGUUUUUCGAGAAAUACGAAGCAUCUCUAGAGGUCGUCUAUAGUUACUACGAUCAAAUAUGCGCGUUGGAAACAAAGAUAUCAGCCAACGAACUGCAAAUACCGUUCAAGUGGAAGGAUGCCUUUGACAAAGGCUCCAUUUUCGGUGGCAAAAUUAGCCUGACUCAUACCUCGCUGCUGUAUGAGAAGGUUUGUGUGCUCUUCAAUAUUGCCGCACUGCAGAGCAGCGUCGCCUCCAGCCAGCAACUGGACACCGAUGAGGGCCUCAAGCUGGCCAUCAAACUGCUCCAGCAGAGCGCCGGCAUAUUCCAGUAUUUAAAGGGUGCAACACCAGCAGCGGUGCCGUCGGAGCCAACGCCCGAUUUGAGCCAGGACACGUUGAUUGUGCUGCAGGCAUUGAUGGUCGCUCAGGCCCAAGAAGUUUUCAUACUGAAGGCAAUUAAAGACAACAUGAAGGACCAGAUUAUAGCGAAACUAUGCUGUCAGGGUGAGGAGUUCUAUGCGGAUGUACUGCGUGCCAUGCAGCGGGAGUCGGUGCGCAGUCUGUGGGAGAAGGACUGGAUACCCACAGUGGCUGGCAAGCAGGCGGGUUUUCAUGCGCUGACGCAGCUAUAUCAGAGUCUUGUCUGUCGCUCCGCGAAGCGGAUUGGCGAGGAAAUUGCACGUCUGCGUAAUGCGAUCGAUCUGUUCAAGGCAGCGCAGUCGCGUGGCGGCAACGAGACCUUUCUGGAUGAGUAUUUCAGUCGGGCCAAGCGCAAUCUGGCCGAGUCCACCAAGGACAAUGAGUUUAUUUACAAUGAGAUGAUACCGGAGUUGAGCACACUUGCCUCACCGGGCAAGGCGCAGCUGGCGAAGCCGUUACCCAUGGCCAGUCCAAUGGCUGGAAACUUUAGGGACAUCUUCAAGAAUCUGGUGCCCGUUGAGUUGCAUCGUGCGCUGACCGCUUCCGAUAUGCGCAAGAACGAAAUUGUCAACGUGGAGAUCAUGAAGUUACGCGACGCUACGCAAACCCUAAAUGCCGUCCUGGCCAGCUUAAAUCUGCCGGCCGCCGUCGAGUCGACGGACAGCAACAGUGGAUUGCCGCCAUCGCUGCUGGAGAAGGCGAAGGAGGUGCACGAAAAGGGUGGCAUUGAGAGUGUGCAGUCGUUGCUCAAAGAUCUACCCGAGCUGCUCAAUCGCAACCGUGAGAUCCUGGAUGAAACAGAGCGUCUGCUGGACGAGGAACGCGAUUCGGAUAACCAGUUGCGUGCACAGUUCAAGGAACGUUGGACACGCAUCAGCUCGGACAAGUUGACCGAAAUGUUUCGCACGAACUCGAAGAAGUAUCGCGAGGUCAUCACCAAUGCCAUCGAGGCCGAUAAGGUGGUGCGCCAAAAGUUCGAGGCGAACCAGAAGGGCAUUGAGCUGCUCUCACUGCCACCGGAGCAAAUACAUCAAUCGUUGCCCUCGGCCAGCGGCAGUGUGGAUCCGAAUUGUUCCAGUGUGCAGCGUCUCAAGCAGUUGAUGGAGGCCGUCGAAACGAUUAAGGCGGAACGCGAUACUGUCGAAGCGGAACUCAAGUCGGCCACGUUCGACAUGAAGGAUGAGUUUCUGCAGGCGCUGCAAAAGGAUGGUGCCAUCGAUGAGCCCGCCCUGUCGUUGGCUCGCAUCGGUCAGACUUUGAAUCCGCUGCAGCAGCAGGUCAAGGAGAGCGUGGAGCGACAACAGCCGCUUGUCAGCGACAUUCAGAGCGCCCACAGCGCCUUCGUCUCGGAGACGGGUAGCUGUGGUGGAUCGCGCGAUAAGCUGUACCAGGAACUGGCCACUGCUUACGACAGUUACAUUCAGCUCUCUGGCAAUCUGCAGGAGGGCACCAAGUUCUAUAAUGAUCUGACCCAGUUGCUUGUCGUCUUUCAGAAUAAGAUCAGUGACUUUGUCUUUGCACGCAAAACCGAAAAGGAGGAGCUGCUCAAGGAUCUGACCACAGAAUCCAGUCGCCAGGCGCCACCAGCGACACCAUCUCUACCAUCACACUAUGCAUCCACAUCUGGCAGUGGCAGCGAUAUUCCAAGUAUGCCCCCUGCUGGUGCUCCAGCCGCAACAGCCGCCGCUAUGGCCCCAGGAAAUAUGCCGUAUCCGGCGCAGGUGCACAUGCCGGUUCCAUAUGGCGCCUCACCGGGAGUGCCGUAUCCGACUUACGUGCCACCACCCAUGCCGCAGAGCUUCAAUCCGUAUGCCACCUUGCCAUAUCCGGGCAAUUAUCAAUAUAGUGGCUUCCCGCAGGGUCCACCACCCGGCAGCUAUGGCACCUAUCCGGGCAGUUUUGCGCAUCAACAGGGCGGCUAUCCCAACCAGAAGCCACCCGGCUGGUAAAAAGUGCUCAUCAGAUUCCCUCACAUAAAUAUAUUACCCGCGCACUGUGUUUAGCCCGUGGCUCCAUUUGCAUAAAUAUAAAGGUAUAUAUAUAUAUAUAUAUACAUAUACAUAUAUAUAUAUUCUGUUCUUGGUGAAUCUAGAUUCAAUGGCAACCAAUCGUUGGUCAAGGCAUUAAAUGCAAUGCAUCCACAUGUUGUGUUUCAAAUUGUAUCAUAUAAACAUCGUAUAUUAAAUUAAAGGCUUAAUUGGAUUUUAAUCUCAAAUACCUAUCACAAUAAACGUUACGUCUCACUAUGACCCAA